Messenger RNA from Synchiropus splendidus (mandarinfish), 5378 nucleotides. Its product is annotated as kinesin heavy chain-like. Bases 93 to 635 code for a protein of 180 amino acids. NCBI's taxonomy places the organism in Eukaryota, Metazoa, Chordata, Actinopteri, Syngnathiformes, Callionymidae. The record is from RefSeq and is a predicted model, not a curated record. The transcript is spliced from 7 exons.
GUGCAGGAGCUGAAAAAUCCAAACCUCAGUUUGAGGGUGAAGACGUCAAAAGAACUGGGCUCCAGUCUGGUCCAGAGUCCUGGUCCAGCACGAUGAACCAGAAACGAGCAGAAGUCCAUCAAGACCUCCAGAGUCUGGAGGACACAGUGAUGAAGGAGCUGCAGCGGCUGAACCAACUGAAGGAAAGCUUCCUGCAGACGAUGGAGCAAGGCGGCGAUGCAGGAGGAAGUUCAGCUCAGAGGCAGCGAAUCGUUUUCUUGGAGAACAAUCUGGAACAGCUGGGGAGGGUUCACAAGCAGAUGGUGCGGGACAACGCCGACCUGCGCUGUGAACUGCCCAAGCUGGAGAAGCGGCUGCGCGCCAGCGCCGAGCGCGCGCGGGUGCUGGAGGCCAGCUUGCGGGAGGCCAAGCAGUCCGCCGCCCGGGACCGCCAGCGCUGCCAGCAGGAAGUGGAGCGGAUCAAAGAGGCCUUCCACGCCAAGGCGUCGCUGAGGAGAGGCGGAGCCUCGGCUCAGAUCGCCAAACCCGUCCGGGCCGGCCACCAGAACCCGUCCCUGUCCUCGCACGUCCGGGGAGGUGGCAGACCGGCUCUUCAGGCAGCACAAGCCCGACCAGGAGGGCCACGCCGGCCCUGAGGCCCGCGCGACGCCCCCACCUCUGGCCUCAGUGCUCUGUUGUCGUAUUUGUCAUGUGGAGUGCUGGUUCUCCUGUGGCGUCACACCUGCCAUGACAUCAUGACGGAGCCAAUAAAAACCACAUGGUUUAUUGUUGAUCACACACUGGUCCUGGGCCCCGGGCACCGAUGGAGCCGCUGCUUCGGGCUCCAAACGGUCAGCGGUGUGACGCCAGCUGCCGCCGGUCCACAGGACUCAGUAAGUCCGGAGUUUGAAGACCUUGCUUAGCCUGGAGGUGGCGCUGCCAUAGACCAGGAAGGAGCCCUCGCUGGUGCUGAAGUGCUCCCAGUCCCGGCAGCCCAACGUCGGCAGUCUGUGGACCGGCACGAAUCCUUCGGCGCCUUGCCACCUGGAUGACAGCGGCGAGUGAAGGCCCGGAGCUUACGGGCAGCGGUUCCCGGAGCUCACCUGUAGAGGACGCUGUUUAGCGAGUAGGAGCUGCCGUCGUGAGAGUUGGCCACCACCAGAAAGCGCUCCUCGCCCACGGUGAAGGACUCCCAGUCCACGGCACUGCACACACGGAGGAAGGGCUUGAGGCUGCGGCUUCUGCGCUGGACGGCUCGGGGCUGUACCUGUGUGUGGGGAUGUCCUGGAAGCGGAUGAAGGUGUGUGUGAGGGGGUGGAGCUCGUACACAGUGGAGUUGAUGCUGUAAAGGCUGGGACCGUGGCCAGACACUUGCUGGCUGUUGGCGACCACCAGAAAGAAGCGUCCGUCCACCCAGAAGCUCUCCCAGUCCACCGCCCCGGACGUCUGAGUGAGAGUCUGAGUGAGUCUGACGUUUUGCAGGAAACAUGAGCGCGCACGCACGCGCACACACUGACCGGAAUGUCCUGGAAGGGCUGGAAGCUUCCAUCUCGCCACAUGAAGACCCGCGAGUUGAUGGUGGUCUUCAGCCCGUCGAAUGUGUUUGCCACCACGAGGAAGUGAAACCCAGCCACGGUGAAGAACUCCCAGUCGUAGGCUCCAGAUGUGGACAAGGUCUGGUUCACCUCAAAGAGCUGGAGGGGCGGAGUCAGAGCAGGGGGCGCGAGAGAGGAGAGUCGCGUGAGCGCGCCUCACCUCUGUGUUGGGGUUCCACCGGUAGACGACGCUGUGGAUGUUGUGAUCCAGGCCUGAGGAGACACCCGCAGUUCAGCACUCAGUCAGGCCACCACCAGCGCCCAGUGCUCGCACCCUGCCGGUGGUUGGCCACCACCAGGAAGCUCUGGUUCUGGAUCAUGAAGAACUCCCAGUCCAGAGCCACGGACGUCUCCAACUUCUGGUGGCGCUGGAACUUCCGGCGCCGGCGACUCCAGCGGUAGAUGAACGACAGCUCGGGCUGCAGCUCUCCAGAGUUGGCCACCACAAGAAAGCUCUGAAGGCCCACAGUCAAGCAGUGAAGGGAAGGAGAGACCUCACAAAGACACCUCCCCGAAACCAGGCCCCCACCUGGGAGUCAAUGGAGAAAUGCUUCCAAGCUCGAGCCUCCCGCGUGCUGAUGUUCUGGUGCAGCUGGAAGGAGCCUCGGGUCCACCUGUAGAUCCCAGAGCCGGUCCGGGAGUCCCUACUCAGAGACACGGGUGUGGGGACACGGCGGGCACCAGCGGCGACGGAGGCCAACCUGUUUGCUGCCGCCAUGAAGACGCCUUCAGCAGGAAGAGAGAACACCUCCACAUCAAAGGUCUCCGAGCUGGUGAUCAGGUCCUGGUAGUCCAGCACGUAGUCCAGACGUGGUGAACCUUCAAACCAGAGAGGACACUGUCGCACCAACCCUGCUCCUCGAGUGGCAUCACAGGAGGUGAGUGGGGAACCGGAACUCACGAGUCAGCAGGCUCCUCCAGGUCACCCCAUCACACGUGAACAAGCUUCGAGUGUCAAACCAAAGUUGGUUCUUGGUUUCUGGGGAACAUGGAGGCCGAGACUCGCUGGUCCUCACUGCACGCACGCACGCACGCACGCGGUUAGUGGUGACCCACUGGAAUCCACUUGCUUGUCUUCCAUACUCACCACACUGGUCCUUCGGUCUUGGCUGCUCCCUGUCGGAGGUCUGAAGCACUCGGGGCACCAGCAGUUCGGCCACAUGAGGCUGAGCACCAGGACACAGCCUGUGUGCGGCAUCGGAACCAGGAAGCAGAACCAGCUGCCGCAGGAGACCCUGAGGAGAGGCAGAGGAUCAGGCCCGAGCAGAAGGACACAGGGGUGCAGCCGUGGCCUCGGACUCACUGAGAAGCGUCCUCGACUCCUGCGGCAGCCGAUGUAGAACCGGGACCCUCGGGUGCUGAGUGAAGUCGGGAAGGAUUGGCUCUGUGAACUGGUAGAACCUGGUGCUGUCAGCUGCUCCUGUGAGGACGCCGCGUGGUGCUUCAGCGGCCACUUACAGCUCCAAGGCUGGUCCACAGUCUAUGGUCAGGGAGGCGUGGAUCCCGGUGACGGCCAGAACCAGCGUGUGCCACAGACCGUCAUCAAGCUGCACGCCGUCAAAGGCGAGGCAGACCCGAGCGGAGCGGGGCGUGAACAGGAAGUGCAGCCGGGUCCCGGAGAGCCGCAGCCCCACCAGCAGCGUCCCGGCUCCUUCCUCCACCAGUGAGAAGACGUACUGGCUCCCCUGGAAGCGGAGCAGGUGAUGCACCUGUGGUGGGCCUGAACAGCUCUACUCACCGUGGCUCUCUGCACCAGGAUGGUGGCCACCAGCGAAAACUCCGGGGGGAAGCCGUCGCAGUAGGGAAAGACUUUGGAGGCGGGGAAACUUGCUGCCGAGGCAUUGGAGAAUCGGAUCCCUUUGAAACCGUGGGACCGGAGCACCUGCACCUGACCAGGGCUACAAAUGAGUCUGGAAGCAGAGCCGCGUCCCUCCUGACCCCAGUCCUUACCGCAGGGGACCGAGGGUCUGCAGGGAGGACUCUGGCCAGGAGGUCAAUGGGCAGCAGCUCUGAAGGCGCGGGACAAACGUGCGAUCAGCCAGUCAUGGACGAGCGAGGAGUGGGAGGGGCUCCGUACCUGUGCAAGGCUCGAAGGUCCGAACCGUGGAGAAGAGCGCCCAGGCGACCAGCAGGGGUCGCCACUGGACCGUCUUCUCGCCGACCAUCGCGCAGAGUGACACCUUCACGGAAAAAAAGAACAGCUCGGACCGAACUUUCAAAGUCAAAGAACGGAUCUACGACCGGUCCACAAGAGGGGACGAGGAGACGCGCGACCAGCCGCAGCGUCGUGCGCCAUGUCCUGGUGACGACCUGUUGACUUCUCGGACGGUGACGUCCAAAGUCACUCCAGCGUGACUCGGGUCAGAAGUGGACGUGCGCAGCGCGCGUGUGAGAGAAGGAAGGCGGGUUUAUUCACCAGCAGCUCCACUCGCCUCCAGGUCGCGCACCUCUGGGUGGAGCAGGGGCCCGGAGCUCUUCAGGCCGGCGGAGGGCAUCGGCUCGUCAGCCGAGAGUCGCUCUGCAGCCGCGGCGAGACAGGUGGCGGCUUUAAAGCGCGCCAGCGGGCGGAGACCGGUGACGUCAGACCAGAUUGUUUUCGCACGGACAGACAGGUGAGCGCUUGAGGAAAAGGCGAGGACGAGAGACGGGCGAGUGAGAGUCUGAGUGAGACAGAGAGACAGAUGGGUGAGAGCCUGAGUGAGACAGAGAGACAGAUGGGUGAGAGCCUGAGUGAGGCAGAGAGACAGAUGGGUGAGAGCCUGAGUGAGGCAGAGAGACAGACGGGUGAGAGUCUGAGUGAGGCAGAGAGACAGACGGGUGAGAGUCUGAGUGAGACAGAGAGAGAGAGACGGGUGAGAGCCUGAGUGAGACAGAGAGACAGACGGGUGAGAGUCUGAGUGAGGCAGAGAGACAGACGGGUGAGAGUCUGAGUGAGGCAGAGAGACAGACGGGUGAGAGCCUGAGUGAGGCAGAGAGACAGACGGGUGAGAGUCUGAGUGAGGCAGAGAGACAGACGGGUGAGAGUCUGAGUGAGGCAGAGAGACAGACGGGUGAGAGUCUGAGUGAGGCAGAGAGACAGACGGGUGAGAGUCUGAGUGAGGCAGAGAGACAGACGGGUGAGAGCCUGAGUGAGGCAGAGAGACAGACGGGUGAGAGUCUGAGUGAGGCAGAGAGACAGACGGGUGAGAGUCUGAGUGAGACAGAGAGAGAGACGGGUGAGAGUCUGAGUGAGACAGAGAGAGAGACGGGUGAGAGUCUGAGUGAGGCAGAGAGAGAGACGGGUGAGAGUCUGAGUGAGACAGAGAGACAGACGGGUGAGAGUCUGAGUGAGACAGAGAGAGAGACGGGUGAGAGCCUGAGUGAAGCAGACAGACGGGUGAGAGUCUGAGUGAGACAGAGAGAGAGACGGGUGAGAGUCUGAGUGAGACAGAGAGAGAGACGGGUGAGAGUCUGAGUGAGACAGAGAGACAGACGGGUGAGAGCCUGAGUGAAGCAGAGAGACAGACGGGUGAGAGUCUGAGUGAGACAGAGAGAGAGACGGGUGAGAGCCUGAGUGAAGCAGACAGACGGGUGAGGUGCACAGGUGGGUGUUUGAAGUGACAGGUGAAGGAGAAACAAACAGCAGAUGAAAGGAAGCAGCUCACUGAAGCAGGAAUUCCCCAGAGACGGCGCGCCCACCUGUCUGGCCCCGCCCACCUGUCUGUCUGCCCCCAAACACUCGGAGACAGCCGGGGUCACAGAGCCACAGCGGAGCUGACAGAGGUCACGCUCCCAUCACUUACCACCUGACCUGGAAGACGCCCU